GCUUGACCGUUCAGCUUAGAGCGUUUUUUUUCCCUUUCCCUUUUUUUUUCCUUUUUUACUUUGCACUACUAGGCUGUUGUUUUAUAAUUGAUCGCCAUUAUGGGAACCACAGCUAUGGAUCUUGACUCGUCCCUCGAUGAUAUUAUCAAGAAGAAGAAGGAACAAAAACACAAGCCUAAACCUGCAGCAGCAUCGCAAAGAAAUCAAGCACCUUUUGGAAGACGUAACACCGCCAAUACCAACAAUGUCCGAGGCAGAUUAGCUGUCAGUAACCGAUCAAAAGUCAUUGGAAAAUCAACACAACGAAACCCCCCUAGUCGUGUGGUGCCGAGCCGUCCAUUGACGACGGCUGGUUUUGGUAAAGUGAAUCGAGGUGUACCCAAGGCCGAUCCUGCCAACAUUGUUAUUACCAAAGCCGUGAGCCGUAGUCCGGCCGGUCCCAAAGCUGGCACGGCAGCUAUUGGUCGUUUCGAAGGACGUUUGGGUAAGCCAUCACAGUCAGCACCACGAGCACGAGCACGACCUGGUUUCGAAACGACGACACCUCCUGCUCGCCCUGUGUAUGAACCUGUGCCUUCCGAACCCGCAUCACAACAGAGAUUCACCAUUCGCGGCAUUGCACAUACAACCUCUCCUGGCUUGUCUAUUCGUGGUGAAGCCGGUCCCGCCACCGUUCUCAUUAGCAAUUUGGAUCCUGGCGCCAAUGCCGAGGAUGUAAAGACCGCAUGCCAGCAGUUUGGGCCUGUGAAUCAUGUGGAACUGUUGAUGGAUCGUUACGGUCGAUCGUACGGUGAAGCCGAAGUCGAGUUUAGCAACAAAGCAUCGGCGUUGCAGUGUAUCACAAAAUUGGAUAACGAGAUUGCUGAUGGUCGUGUAUUGCGUGCGAUUCUAAGAAACAAACCCGCCGGGGUCAGCAGUGGAAGCUCGGCUGGCGGCUUCGCAACGCAAUCCGUUCGUUCCAUGGUCGCUCCUGUUCGCUCGGGUUUUGGAACAGCAAGUUCGGGAAAAAUGUACGCUGAUCACGUCAUUCCUACUGGCCCUGCCGCUGGUUCUUAUGACCAAUCGCACCAUUACGAUGCCUACAGUAGAAGUGGUAGCAGCAGCAGUUCCAGACGUUACUGAAACGCUGGCCGGUGAAAAUAAAAUGCCCGGAUAUUAUUGUACAUGAAAACGCAGAUUGGACAAUGGGGAAGAAAAAAAAAAGAAAAAGAAUCAAAAAGGGAUGUUCGUGUCGGCCAUGUUCGUGUUGAACCUAGACACCAAAUUGGAAACUCAUUUAAUAAGCAUUAUGAAAUAAAUAAAUAAAAAAGAAAAGAAAAAAGGUUUCUUUGAUCCAUCGUAC
This is a messenger RNA of Radiomyces spectabilis, 1342 nucleotides long. RefSeq lists its product as uncharacterized. The record is from RefSeq and is a predicted model, not a curated record. Gene Ontology annotation, biological process: mRNA export from nucleus. The transcript has 5 exons. Lineage: Eukaryota; Fungi; Mucoromycota; Mucoromycetes; Mucorales; Radiomycetaceae. Gene Ontology annotation, molecular function: mRNA binding. The coding region runs from base 100 to 1122 and encodes 340 amino acids. Gene Ontology annotation, cellular component: nucleus.